Messenger RNA from Sinocyclocheilus rhinocerous, 2395 nucleotides. RefSeq names its product MFS-type transporter SLC18B1-like. NCBI's taxonomy places the organism in Eukaryota, Metazoa, Chordata, Actinopteri, Cypriniformes, Cyprinidae. Bases 59 to 1432 code for a protein of 457 amino acids. The record is from RefSeq and is a predicted model, not a curated record. Gene Ontology annotation, biological process: transmembrane transport. The transcript is spliced from 14 exons. Gene Ontology annotation, molecular function: transmembrane transporter activity.
UGUUGAGUUUCCCAGCUGACAGGUUAAGCACGCGGUGAAAGAUCUCAGAGACUUGACAAUGGAUAUCGACGAAGAUAUAGGUGAUUCUUCAACACCAGAGGCUCCAGCCACUAAAAUGUCCAGACAACAGAUAUUAACACUUAUUGCAAUGGCCUCCAUAAACUUCAGUUCAAUGAUCUGUUACUCCAUUCUGGGACCAUUUUUCCCAAAUGAGGCAAAGAAGAAAGGUGUCAGUCAAGCUAUGAUUGGUUUAAUAUUCGGAAUCUAUGCAUUAUGCACUUUGGUGGGCUCAUUGAUACUUGGUAAAUAUAUUGUCCAGAUAGGAGCCAAGUUUAUGAUUGUGGCAGGGUUGUUCGUAUCGAGCGGAUGCACUGUACUCUUCGGAUUUCUUGACCAAGUGUCUGAUGGGACAGUUUUCAUCGUGCUCUGUUUUAUCACACGGUGCAUAAAUGCAAUUGGCUUUUCCGCCGCCGUUACAUCAUCUUUUGCAGUUUCAGGAAAAGUUUUCCCCGACAACAUAGCGACUGUUUUGGGCUUCAUGGAGAUUUUUACAGGUCUUGGCCUGAUAUUGGGGCCUCCGUUGGGCGGCUGGCUCUAUCAGUCAUUUGGAUAUGAAAUCCCAUUCGUUUUCACAGGAUGUCUUCUGUUUGCGACAGUGCCUCUUAAUUUGUGGAUUUUACCAAGCUUUGAUGCUGUUCCUUCUUCCCAGAAUUCCUUCCUCAGAUUGUGUACCAGAAUAAAGAUCCUUCUCAUCUGCUUCGUGGUGUUCACGUUGAGUUCAGGACUUGGCUUCCUGGAUGCAACACUGUCCAUAUUUGCCAUAGAAAAGCUUAAUCUCAGUGCUGGUUCGGUGGGGCUGCUCAUGAUUGGACUUUCACUGCCAUAUGGGGCGGCAUCACCCAUCUUUGGUGUGAUCAGUGAUAAAUAUCCUUCAAUUAGGAAAUGGAUGAUGGUGGUUGGAGGAAUGGCCACAGCGGUGAGCUUCUGUUUCCUCGGCCCACUUCCUGUUUUCCAUAUUAGAAGUCAGCUCUGGCUCACCGUCCUCAUGCUGAUCGUGGUGGGCUUUUCUCUCUGUAUGAGCUGUAUCCCCACCUUUGCUGAGAUGAUCGCUUGUGCACAUGAAAAUGGCUUUGAGGAGGGCAUGAGUACACUGGGGUUGGUGUCAGGCUUGUUCUCUGCAGUCUGGUCUGCUGGGAUGUUCUUUGGGCCAACUAUUGGAGGAUACAUCACACAAGCACUCAACUUUGAAUGGAGCGCAGGAGUUCAAGGCGCACUCGCCUUUCUCGCUGCCUUACUACAAGUAAUAUAUUUCACAAUAGAGGACAUACAAAAGAAGUCACAAAAGGCCAGCAGGACUGACGUGUCAUCAUCUCAAGGAGAAAAAUCCCCUCUUCUCCCUAAGACAGAUCAUCUCAGGGUUGACAUCAGCUGAAAUAAGCCCCUGCAAGCUUUUAAAUGGAAGAACAAACCUAAUCAUAUUGCUGCCAAAGACAGGUGAUGUGGGAUAUGAUUGACGGAUAACAAAUAAAGAACGCAGAGAAGGUCAGUUUAACAACAAAGAUGUCAUACAUGUAUUAUUUCAAGAUUAAUUGAACCUUUACGUAGGAGUUCAGUGAACAUUUACAAUGAAAAUGCAAAAGUCCUGUAAGAAGAUUGAAUUAAGAGAGAAGUAAAACAUAAUAGGAACAAGAUGACGUGUACACUAAACAGAUCUCAGAUGUGCCUUUUCUGAUAAACACUUAACAGCGUUUAUUUUUUUGACUUAUUAGGGCUUAUUUAUUGUGUUUAGUAACUUUGAUUAACAUGAGAUGUAAUAUCAUCCAUUCUAAAAAAAAAAAUGGGUGUACAUUUUUGAAGUAAAUUGAAAUCCUUAAGAGUUCCUUGUGUGUAUAUAAUAAUUAAUUACCUCAUAUACAGUAUGUCUUUCGGUACAGUACACUGGAUUAUUUCUGAAGUCUUGUUGAGGUUUCAGAAAUCUUUUGGACUAGUGCAAGAAUGUGGGAUUUGUAUUUUAAUAUUACGUAACACAGAUUACCCAUCUAGCCCUAGUUUGUGACUGGCCCCAUUGUAACUGCUUUUACAGAUUUACAAAUUAUUGCCAUAUUCCUGAUGGAAACAACUUCUACAAAUGUACAGUUUUACAAAAUACAUUUUUACAAUGUGCAUUACAGUAUUUUCAUAGCAAUGAGACCCUUCGGUUCUUUGGAGCUGUUGCAUAAAUAUUGACCAUUUCAACACUGCAGAAAUUGUUUACUCUUUUACAUGACAAUAUAUGCAAUUACUUGUUUAAUAUCGGAACAUUUUAAAAUCUUGCAUUAAUUUGUGAUACAGAAAUGCAUAUAUAUAUAUUUAACCCCUUAACUGUCACACACAUGUUUGAACAUAGAUGUGAAAG